Molecule: messenger RNA, 402 nt
Organism: Colletotrichum truncatum
Lineage: Eukaryota; Fungi; Ascomycota; Sordariomycetes; Glomerellales; Glomerellaceae
Product: biotrophy-associated secreted protein 2
Source: RefSeq, a predicted model, not a curated record
AUGGUUCGCAUCAACUGCGUUGCGGCUCUUCUUGCCGUCUCCUUCUCUACCGCUCUGGCUGCGCCAGGCUCCUUUUUUAGCGAGUCGAGCCUUAUUUCUGCCCGUCAAAACCAAAACUCGGGUAAAGUGACAACUGUCAACGCUGGCGCAAACGCUAUUGGCAAGGGAAAUGGCGGCCAAUUUACCGUCGGCGGCUGCAUCAAUGACGCGGACUGCGGAAGCGGUUGCUGCGCUGGAGGUGCCGUCAGCGGCAGCACUGGUCGUGCCGGAGUUGGUGUGUGCUCUGGUAAGGGCGGUGGUGUUGAGUUCCAGAAGGGCAAGACUGGAUGCGGCUUCCAAGAUCCUAAUGCGCAGCUUACUCUGCAAGAAGCCGCUGAUCAGGUGAAGAAGCAGGGAUUUUAG